Prinia subflava (tawny-flanked prinia) is the source of this 1415-nucleotide messenger RNA. RefSeq names its product splicing factor YJU2-like. Gene Ontology annotation, cellular component: U2-type catalytic step 1 spliceosome. Gene Ontology annotation, biological process: mRNA splicing, via spliceosome. The transcript has 3 exons. Bases 136 to 1071 code for a protein of 311 amino acids. The record is from RefSeq and is a predicted model, not a curated record. Lineage: Eukaryota; Metazoa; Chordata; Aves; Passeriformes; Cisticolidae.
GCGGUGCGAAAGACGAGAAGGCAGGCGGGGCCGAAGGCACAACAAGGAGGGCACAGGUGAUGCAGCAAGGAAGCGGCGGGCGGCGCGGGGGCAGCGGCGGCGGCACCGGCACCGGGCUCGGGAGAAGCCGCAGCGAUGUCGGAACGGAAAGUGCUGAACAAAUAUUACCCCCCGGACUUCGAUCCGGCCAAGAUCCCGAAGCUCAAGCUCCCGAAGGACCGGCAGUACGUGGUGAGGCUCAUGGCCCCCUUCAACAUGAGGUGUAAGACGUGUGGGGAGUACAUCUACAAGGGCAAGAAGUUCAACGCCCGCAAGGAGACGGUGCAGAACGAGCUCUACCUGGGGCUGCCCCUCUUCCGCUUCUACAUCAAGUGCACGCGCUGCCUGGCCGAGCUCACCUUCAAGACAGACCCCGAGAACACGGAUUACACCAUGGAGCACGGCGCCACCAGGAACUUCCAGGCAGAGAAGCUCCUGGAGGAGGAGGAGAAGAGGCUGCAGAAGGAGAGGGAAGAGGAGGAGCUCAGCAACCCCAUGAAGGUCCUGGAGAACCGAACCAAGGACUCCAAGCUGGAGAUGGAGGUCGUGGAGAACCUGCAGGAGCUGAAGGAGCUCAACCAGCGCCAGGCCAACGUGGAUUUUGAGGCCAUGCUGAAGCAGACGCGCAAGGAGCAGGAGGAGGACGAGCAGGAGAUGAAGGCCAUGCUGGAGCAGGCGCAGCACCGCCGGCUCCUGCUGGACUCCGACUCCGAACCGGCCAAACCCCGGCCCGGUGCCACGGCCCCGAGAAAACCCACGGACAUCCUGCAGGAGGACCCCCAGCCCCAGAGCAAGAGGCCGAGGACGGCGAGCUGGGAGCGCAGCGUGGGCAAGCUCAGCACCAGGGCCCAGCUGGCCGGGCUGGUGGCCCGCAGGAGGCAGCAGCCAGAUCCUGCCCUGGAGAACGGGCCGGGAACCGGGGGCACCGCGACCAGCACCGGCUCCCUUCCAGCAGCAGCAGCAGCAGCAGCCACGUCCUCGCUGGGUUUGCUGGGAGCCUACUCGGACAGCGAGGGCAGCGCCAGCCACUGAGGGGCUGAGGGGCAGGGAGGAGGAGCAGGGCCGGGGCUGUCCCGGCUCCGGCUGCUCCCAGAGCCCCUCACGGAGCUGGAAGCACGGCCAGGGGCCCCAGGGGCCCGGGCGUCCAGGUCUCUGCUGUCCCCACGCCCUGCCCAGGGGCCCGGGGGUCUCCAGGUCUCUGCUGUCCCCACGCCCUGCCCAGGGGCCCGGGGGUCUCCAGGUCUCUGCUGUCCCCACGCCCUGCCCAGGGGCCCGGGGGUCUCCAGGUCUCUGCUGUCCCCACGCCCUGCCCAGGGGCCCGGGGGUCUCCAGGUCUCUGCUGUCCCCACGCCCUGCAGCAGCAGCAGCACGGGGAG